Messenger RNA from Torulaspora globosa, 1143 nucleotides. It is a transcript of the gene IMO32, whose product is annotated as Imo32p. The record is from RefSeq and is a predicted model, not a curated record. NCBI's taxonomy places the organism in Eukaryota, Fungi, Ascomycota, Saccharomycetes, Saccharomycetales, Saccharomycetaceae. The transcript has a single exon. Gene Ontology annotation, cellular component: mitochondrion. The coding region runs from base 1 to 1143 and encodes 380 amino acids.
AUGAGAAGAGAGUUGACUGGGGCUAGAUCAAGAAUUGAGUACCUUUCCAGCAAGCUUGUUGUUUCAAAGGUCGGGAUCUCGCGGAUUUUAUCUCUUCGUCAGUAUGUCCGGCCUGUUCAGGUGAAAUUGUACUCUUCAGACGCUGAGCGGACUCCAGCGGGUCCGUUGUUUGAUCAUCACAACAAUACCUUCCAGACGACGACCUCGCAGGGGAAAUAUGGCUCGACUGAAGUUCUCAACAAGGACCUGCUGUCAGAUGCCAUCCCUUCGGUGGAAUUGGCGUACGAUCUGGUGAAGGACCACACUUGUCAGUUCAUUCCGGAGAAGCCGUCUAUCAUCAUCCUACAUGGGCUCUUUGGCAAUCGGAUGAACAACCGGUCGAUUGGCCGCGAGUUGAACGAGUUGCUGGAACGAGAUGUGUACUUGCCCGACCUGCGAAACCAUGGAGCAUCGCCGCAUAUUGGCAGGCAUGAUUAUACUUCGAUGGCGCUGGAUGUGGAAAGAUUCAUCGCAGAAAAGAUCCUGAACCGCCCGGAUGCAAAGAAACCCAUUAUCGUGGGUCAUUCCAUGGGUGCCAAGGUUGCCAUGAGCGUCGUGUUGAGAAAACCGGAGCUUUGCUCUAUGCUGGUCAGUAUAGACAACGCUCCGGUGGCUACGCCGCCGAUGAAUGCGUUCCCACGAUACACGAAGAAGCUUCUACAGAUUAUCAACGACCCUGGCAUCCAGACGGCCAAGCAAGCCGAGGAAGCUUUGAAAGAAGUAGAAGAAAAGAGCGUCGUCAGACAGUUUUUGCUCACCGUGCUGCAGAGAGUCAAGGACGAGGAGACAGGCCAGUGGAAGUUCAAGUCCAGAAUCCCGCUCGGCAUCCUGAACGACGCCAUCGUGAAGGGCAACAUCUCCAACUGGGAGUUUAACCCGUGGGUCCACAGAUUUACUGGUCCUUCACUGUUCAUCCGAGGCAUAAGAUCCCACUACGUUGCAGACGAGUAUCUCGCAGACAUAGGCAAUUUUUUCCCCAAUUUCGAAGUCAGAGACAUAGAUGCUGGUCAUUGGGUCAACACCGAGAAGCCACGGGAAUGUGUGCAAAACAUCGUCGAGUUUGUGGAAAGACACGAAGACGAAUUGAAGGCUUCAAGAUUGUAG